Molecule: messenger RNA, 1804 nt
Organism: Triticum dicoccoides
Lineage: Eukaryota; Viridiplantae; Streptophyta; Magnoliopsida; Poales; Poaceae
Product: heat stress transcription factor B-1-like
Exons: 2
Coding region: 422-1318 (298 amino acids)
Biological process (GO): regulation of transcription by RNA polymerase II
Cellular component (GO): nucleus
Molecular function (GO): RNA polymerase II cis-regulatory region sequence-specific DNA binding; DNA-binding transcription factor activity
Source: RefSeq, a predicted model, not a curated record
CAGAGCCCCGGACCGAAAGCAACCUCCGCUCGCGCUUGCGACGGCGUGACCCCCCCGUCCUCUGUCUCUCCGUCCGUCCUUUAUAUCCCCCGCGGCUGCAGAGGCGGGCGAGGCUAGCGGAGGUAGGAGAAGAGAGGAGAGCCAUCGCGGCAACCACAAACAAACCCAGCUGAAAGGCGCACACACCACCGUGCAGGUUACAUGGGAGGAGGCCGCGGUCUGGUCACCGGGUUCUACGUCUGGGGCUGGGAGUUCCUCACCGCGCUCCUCCUCUUCUCCGCCGCCCUCUCCUGCUAGCUUCUCGAUCAACCCUUGAAUCUUGAUUGAUUAUAAUCCAGUUCUACACAUACAUAGAUACACCAAACUUACUAGUAUUAGGUAGAGAGACAUCUGUUAGGUGAUUGUGAUUGAGCCGGCGAGGAUGGCCGGGGCGGCGGCGCAGCAGCAGCAGAAGGGUGGUGGUGGUGGUGGUGGUGUGGUGAGGGUCGGCGGCGGAGGGCCGGCGCCGUUCCUGACCAAGACGCACCAGAUGGUGGAGGAGCGCGGGACGGACGAGGUGAUCUCGUGGAGCGAGCACGGGCGGUCGUUCGUGGUGUGGAAGCCCGUGGAGCUCGCCCGCGACCUCCUCCCGCUCCACUUCAAGCACUGCAACUUCUCCUCCUUCGUCCGCCAGCUCAACACCUACGGUUUUCGGAAGGUGGUGCCGGACCGGUGGGAGUUCGCAAACGAGAACUUCCGGCGAGGCGAGCAAAGCCUCCUCUCCGGCAUCCGUCGCCGCAAGGCUACGGCGACGACGACUCCCCAGUCCUCGAAAACCUGCGGAACCGGCGUAAACGUCGCGUUCCCUUGGCCGCUGCCCGUUCUGCCUCCCGCGUCUGUCAGCACGUCCGGCACCGGCAACGACCACAGCACCUCCUCGGCGUCCUCGCCGACGCGCCCGGAUCUCAGCAGCGAGAACGAGCAGCUCAGGAAGGACAACCACGCGCUGGCAGCGGAGCUGGCCCUGGCGCGGAGGCACUGCGAGGAGCUCCUGGGCUUCCUCUCCCGCUUCCUGGACGUCAGGCAGCUGGACCUGCGUCUGCUGAUGGACGGAGACAUGCAAGGCGCGGCCGGCGGCGCACGCUCGGCGGACCAAGAGCACUGCUGCGAGAAGAAGGUGAAGCUGUUCGGCGUGAUCCUCAAGGACGCGUCGGCGAGGAAGAGGGGCCGGUGCGACGAGGCGGCGGCCAGCGAGCGGUCGAUGAAGAUGACGAGGAUCGGGGAGCCGUGGGUCGGCGUCCCGUCAUCCUGCCCGGCGCGUUGCGGCGGCGGGAACUGAUGCGCGCUUCGCCGUGGCCGGACGGCUGCACCCAGCAGGCGCGCGCGCUGUUUUACAUUUGUACGAGUGCAUGGGCAGCAUGGCUACGCUGAUGGCAAGUUGGCAACAAAGCCAACACUGGUUCCAUUUCAUCAACGUUGUCUUACAAAAAGCUUUAAGAAAAGCAAGCUUAGAACACAAAUUAAAGUCCAUAGCUCACGUACCCGUGUAAGAAACUAAGAACUAAUGCAGGUACGAUGGUAAGUAGUAGGAAGGUUGCAAAGAUGAAGAGUAUUAGAAGAUUGGAAUUUGGAAGAUGGAGCUCAUACUGAUUGAAGCCACGCAGCUGGCUCCUCCUUGUUGUUGAUCCGAUUACACACAUAAACGUUUGCAGAACUAAUGCUAGGAGCACUAAGUUUGACAAGGUGUAAAGCUAUACACCCCAUUUGAGAUUUACAGAUUGUAUCCUGAGGUUCUGUCUUCAAAUACGUACUGAUAUUUUUUUUC